This is a messenger RNA of Rhipicephalus microplus (southern cattle tick), 408 nucleotides long. Its product is annotated as zinc finger protein 705D-like. The record is from RefSeq and is a predicted model, not a curated record. Lineage: Eukaryota; Metazoa; Arthropoda; Arachnida; Ixodida; Ixodidae.
AUGCGAUAUUGCUUUCAGUACACAGAUAAUGGCCAGGGCUUUCCUGGUCAAGAUGUUACAGUCACACCUGUGACCACCAGUGCCAAUGACAGGACCACCACAGUGGAGCACCUUGCAAAGUCGUUGCUGUGGCAGUCGCUGCCACCACGGGAUAGAGAAGACGUGCGAUUUCCCUGUGACAUCUGCCACAAAGACUUUUCAACGGCUUACACGAUGCGCCGGCACCGCGUCAUUCACAACCCCAAUUUUCUGAAGCACCAGUGUGAAUAUUGUCCCCGAAGGUUCAACUGGAUCGACAACCUUCGCUCUCACAUGCAAGGUGUGCAUGGUGUCAUCUUGCAGCAGGGCCAAAGGGGACGGCCGAGAUAUCGUAACCGUGGCAGCCCCGACCAUCACACCUCAAGUUGA